This is a messenger RNA of Thrips palmi, 2003 nucleotides long. Its product is annotated as sodium/hydrogen exchanger 9B2-like. Gene Ontology annotation, biological process: proton transmembrane transport. Bases 1 to 1680 code for a protein of 559 amino acids. Gene Ontology annotation, cellular component: membrane. Gene Ontology annotation, molecular function: antiporter activity. The record is from RefSeq and is a predicted model, not a curated record. Lineage: Eukaryota; Metazoa; Arthropoda; Insecta; Thysanoptera; Thripidae. The transcript has 10 exons.
AUGGACAGGGCAAAGGUCAAGAAGAAGACCACCAUCAAGGCGGCCCCGGCACUGGGGCGCGGCCGUGCCUCGGCAGCCAACGUGAGUUUGGCGAACGGGAAGCAAGCGUCGUGCCCGGUCGUUUGUGAAGGAAAACUUGGUAGGGAUAAAGGGUGUGCAUUUUUUUCCAGCUGCCUGGCCCAGCUCCAGCCAAGCUCGGCCGCCCGACGGACGCCUUCGGCCAUCCGGCAAGGCUCAGCAGACAUCAUCCGGUGGCUGACGCCGCCCACCCCGCCGCCGGAGCACCUCCACUUCCUGCCCUGCUGCCCGUGCCGGUCCGGCCUGGAGGAGCGCGCCUGCACCCCGGUGUGGUGCUUCUCGUACCGCUACCUCGACUGGCUGCUCGCCGUGGCCGUGGUCCUCGUGGCCGUGUGGCUGGCCAUGCUGCUCACCGUCGGCCCGGACGUCGUCGGCCCCGGCACCCCGCUGUUCGCCGUGGGCUCGGUGGUGCUGGUGGCGUACGCCGUGGGCUGGGCCAUGUACUACCACCUCAACCUGCCGCCCACCCUGGGGAUGCUGUCCGUGGCCCUCGUCUACCGGAACGUGCCCAUCUGCUGGGACGCCACAGACCACCUCGACCACAGCGUCAUUGCCGCCGUCAAGUCCCUGUUCUUCACCAUCAACAUCGUCAAGGCCGGGCUGUACUUCGACGGCGCCGUGUUCCGCAACUACGGGCUGACCAUCGUGCUGACGGCCGUGCUGCCGUGCGUGCUGGAGUCCCUGUACGUCAGCAUGCUGGUGCUGCAGCUCUUCGACGUCCCGCAACUGUGGGCCCUCACCCUCGGCUUCCUGUGGGGCGGCGUGUCCCCCGUGCUGCUGUCGCUGUGCCUGGUGUCGCUGGCCAACCAGGGCUACGGCACCAAGACGGGCAUCCUGUCCAUCCUGCUGGCGUCCGGCACCCUGGACAACAUCGUCAUCAUCGUCAUCUUCGACAUGCUGCGGGAGUCCAUGGCGCUGUCAGGCAGCGAGGCGGCGUUGGUGUUCGGGCGGAUCGCGAUGAAGGUCAUCAUGAGCGUCUCGUCGGGCUGCUUGCUGGGGCUCGUCAUCGCCUGCCUGCCGAAUAGGUACAGCAAGCACGCGCUGCUGGCGCGCUUCGCGCUCCUCAUCAUGUCGUCCACGUGCAUCCACCUGGCCUGCAGCCUGUACAAGCUGGACACCGCCGCCUACCUGUGCACCGUGACCACGGCCUGCUUCAUGGUCAACUGCUGGCGCGCCAUGGAGUGGCACGAGGACGCGACUCCGCUACGAGAGGCGUUCGAGAUGCUGUGGCACUUCUGCCACCCCAUCAUGACGGUCAUGAUCGGCAUCUCGUGCGACUUCUCCUCCAUGAAGACAGACACCGUGUGGAAAGUCCUCGUCAUCUACUUCACGGGCCUGGCGGUGCGGUUUCCAGUGACGUACAUCGCCACUGCAUUCAGCAGGAAGCCUCCGAAGCAGCGUUUGUUCAUGGCGGUGUCCUACUGGUCGAAGGGGCUCCUCCAAACCGCGCUGGGCGGGCUGGUGCUGGAGGCCAUCACGGAGGACUCGGACCUGAGGGAGGUGAUCGCGACGAGCGUGGCUCUGGUGGUGAUCGUGGGCACCUACGUGGUCGCCCUGUCGUCCAAGUACCUGGGCCCGCUGCUGCUCCCCAGGGCCGAGUGAAGGUUCAGGGGCGACGAUUACCUUUUGUUAGCUGCUGUUGCCGUCAAAAUCUUGCGCGGCGAAUAACUGUGGCAAUUGAAACGAGGGGCUUCUGCUUGCGGGCCGCGACACUGCAACACGGCCGCGCGUGACGUUGCCGGAUCUUGACAUGACAGGGGGGGAGGGAACCAAGUCGCACCCAUUGCCCACUGACAUGGGCGGCUUCAGCGACUUGCCUGGGCUGAGCAAUAAAGACGUAUCCCAUGUUGGCAGACAUGGAUUCUAUUUUGCAUUCAAUUUUAUUCUCGCAUUUCAGCCUGCAAAGCAAACCUAUGACACUUACG